Molecule: messenger RNA, 1750 nt
Organism: Exophiala dermatitidis NIH/UT8656
Lineage: Eukaryota; Fungi; Ascomycota; Eurotiomycetes; Chaetothyriales; Herpotrichiellaceae
Product: gluconate 5-dehydrogenase
Exons: 2
Coding region: 440-1507 (355 amino acids)
Molecular function (GO): oxidoreductase activity
Source: RefSeq, a predicted model, not a curated record
GCGUCCCUAUCAGGAAGAUCACGUCUUGCCAUUGAUACAACUACAGGUUCUACGUGGCAGACACACUAUGAUUGCCAGAGUGAAACAUGAACAGCAAGUGAAGAUCUACAAUACUGCAUCAUCAUCUGCAUUUCACAACGGCCUGCACAGGCGGUGUGUCUAGAAAGCAUGAGCACGGAAUAGAAACCCGACUGCGACGGCGACGGCCGCAGUACCUCACUGCAUUUCAUCAUUACAGCGUCAUACCCUGCUUGACGUAACAGAUGCUCGCUUCAGUGCUGCAGCCACUGCCACUGCCGUGGCACAUCAUUUGAGGACUCGGACAUGAGGUGAAGUAAGUACAGUACCAACGUAUUGGAGGUGAGUGCCUCUGCUCCCAGCAGCUAGAAUUUGUACUAUAUUACCCUCCCCUUCUCGCGUUUCUGCUGUACAUUUUCAAAUGCCACCGAAGCUUCCAGUUCGAAUCCCUCAACCCAUCCGACUUACUACCAGUACCCAGCGUACAUUCAUCACAGCAGCCUUGACACACCCUCUUCGUCGACCGCACCUACCCUUAACCACGGCUCAGUCUCGUCUCUCAAGUCUCAAACAGCAGUUCUCUACCUCUCCCACCAUGUCUGUCAACUCGCACAACGAAGAAUUCAAGCUCGAGAAGCUGUUCAAUGUCAAGGACAAGGUUGCCCUGAUCACCGGCGGAGGCAGCGGUAUCGGCUUAAUGGCUACACAAGCGCUGGCAACCAACGGCGCCAAAGUCUACAUUUGCGGACGGACAGAAGAAAAGUUGGAGCGUGUUGCUGAGGUCUAUGGCAAGGACAUCCCAGGCUCCAUCAUUCCCGUCACAGCUGAUGUCAGCAAGAAGGAGGACAUCAAGAAACUGGUUGACUUUAUCUCGGAGCGAGAAAAGUGCCUGUGCAUCUUGAUCAACAAUGCUGGUAUCUCUCUGAACACCCAGCAGACCGAGGCCGAGUCUGCCGAGGAAAUGAAGAAGAACCUAUUCGAUGAUCCCAACGAGACCUUUGAGAAUUGGACCGACACCUACCGCACCAAUGUGCCUCAACUCUUCUUCAUGACCACCGCCUUCCUCCCUCUACUCCAGGCUGCACACAAGCACAACGAUAACUUCUCCGGUACUGUCAUCAACAUCUCGAGCAUCAGCGGUAUUGUCAAGACGGCUCAACAUCAUUUCGCCUACAAUGCAUCCAAGGCUGCGGCAAUACACCUCACGUCGAUGUUAGCGAAUGAAGUCACCCAGAACGGCCUCAGAAUCCGCAUCAACAGUAUCGCACCGGGUGUUUUCCCCAGUGAAAUGACGGCCGGAGAAAGCGACGACAAGCAGAAGUCACACAUCCCAAGGGAGAAGUACCAGUCUAAGGUUCCUGCAGCACGCCCAGGUGAGGACAGAGAUAUGGCCAACGCUAUCUUAUUUUGUGCCAGUAACCAGUACCUAAACGGCCAAACGAUUGCAGUGGACGGUGGUUACAUUCUGAGUGCUGGAAGCGGUCCAUGAGUUAGGGUUAGGGUCAGGGUUAAAUGACUUAGGGUCUAGGGUUUGGUGUCCUGGUAUUGAAGGAUUCGAUGAAUGAGAUGAAUGCAACGCGAAUGCGCUGGUUUAAUAACAGUCUAGUGUAUAUGUUUCACUGUAGUGUCUAUAUGGUCUUAUAGUGAACAACUAUUCGAGCAUAUAGUAUUCCCCUACAUAGGUAGCUAGAAAAACGGAAGUGACUUAUGAUUUGCGAUAGCAAUACCGCUA